GUUCAGGUUGUUAGACCAGAGAGACCAGUCAGCGACUCUUCAGCUCCAACUAGCAGGACCACCUCUCGUCAGUGUCUCUGACAACGCUAUAGAUAAAUAUGUCCAAGUUGGAGCAAAUCCUUGUCCUCGACCCCCCCUGUGACCUCAGAUUUAAAGGUCCCUUCACUGAUGUCGUCACCACCAACCUGAAGCUGAAGAACCCGUCUGAUAGGAGUGUAUGUUUCAAAGUGAAGACCACAGCUCCCAAGAGAUACUGUGUACGGCCCAACAGCGGCAUCAUCGAUGUAGGUGCUACCGUCACCAUCUCUGUAAUGCUCCAGCCCUUCGACUACGACCCCAACGAGAAAAGUAAACACAAAUUCAUGGUCCAGAGUAUCUUUGCGCUUCCUAAUGUGGCUGAGAUGGAUGCAAUGUGGAAAGAUGUGAAACCUCAUGACCUCAUGGAUUCCAAGCUGAGAUGUGUAUUCGACCUGCCUUCUGAAAACAAUGAAGUGAUCGACGUGGAGUUGAGCAGCAACACGACGGCUCCCGUACAGAACUCGUCCAAGGCGGCUCCCGUGCUGACAGCGGCGAAGACCGCCAGCGUCUCAACCAACGCCUCUGAGAUGAGGAAACUAACAGAGGAAUGCAGGAGACUUCAGGCUGAGAUGGACAAGCUGACCGGCGAAAACCGUCAACUCAAGGACGACGGCGUUAGAAUGAGAAGGGCUGCCCAGCGUUCUGACCACAUGACAUCAAACCAGACGGGCUCCUCCUCCUCCUCCAUGAUGCAACAGACGACCGCCGCCUCCCUCCCCUCUCUCCUCGUUGUCAUAGCAGCCAUCUUCAUCGGAUUCUUCAUCGGGAAGUUCAUCUUGUAAACUGGAACUGGCUCUGAAAUGGCACCCUAUUUUCUAUUUUGUGCACAAUUUUUUUUGUUGAGCAGAACCGAUAGGGAGUCCCAUAGGGGCCUCUGGUUCAAAGUAGGGCACUACAUAGGGAAUAGGGUGCCAUUUCGGACAGCGCGCCCUGGGAGAAGCAAGACGCCUGCCGUAUCUAAUGACAACCCCUCGGCUCCUGAAUCAAAAGGCCGAAAGGGUGGAACUGACUAACCAAGAAGGAAAGACUUUGUGUUGACUUUGCCAUAUCAGAAGUAGUGCUCUGUCUGCAGUGGCCAUGUUGUCUGUCUGUACAGUACGAGGGCCCCCACUGCCUUUCUGCAAGCCUUUACACAUGGUUAGUGUACACACAGAGGGGAGAGAGGAAAGGAAAGGAAAGGAAAGGAAGGAAGAUAACGAAAAAGAUGGUUCCGUUUAGUUUUUCUGCCUUGUUUUUGCUGGAUGGACAGACAGCCUAAGUGCAGGUAUGAGAUGUACGUACCAAAUAGCACCUUUAUUCCCUGCAUAGUACACUACUUCUAAUGGUCCUGGUCAACAGUAGUGCACUGCACAAGGAAUAGGGUGCCUUUUGGGGGACACACAGGAAGUGGUACACUAUCAAUCAACACGGAGGACAGUUUAUGACGUGCCUAGGCCCUGUUAGAGUACUUUAACGCACCGUUCCUACCUUACGAGGUAAGCAUAGCUCCAUAAGUGGUUAGAUCGGUGAAAAGCCCCCCCCCCCCCCCCCCCCCCCUUAUUACUUUACCCAAUUCAGAUCUGUGAUUCCUUCAAGGAAGAUGGGUAGGAAGGAACUAAUGCAUGAUGGGUAGGAAGGAACUAAUGCAUGGUGGGUAGGAAGGAACUAAUGCAUGGUGGGUAGGAAGGAACUUAUGCAUGAUGGGUAGGAAGGAACUAAUGCAUGGUGGGUAGGAAGGAACUAUGCAUGGUGGGUAGGAAGGAACUAAUGCAUGGUGGGUAGGAAGGAACUAAUGCAUGAUGGGUAGGAAGGAACUAAUGCAUGAUGGGUAGGAAGGAACUAAUGCAUGAUGGGUAGGAAGGAACUAAUGCAUGAUGGGUAGGAAGGAACUAAUGCAUGAUGGGUAGGAAGGAACUUAUGCAUGAUGGGUAGGAAGGAACUAAUGCAUGAUGGGUAGGAAGGAACUUAUGCAUGAUGGGUAGGAAGGGAACUAUGCAUGAUGGGUAGGAAGGGAACUAUGCAUGAUGGGUAGGAAGGGAACUAUGCAUGAUGGGUAGGAAGGGAACUAUGCAUGAUGGGUAGGAAGGGAACUAUGCAUGAUGGGUAGGAUGGGAACUAUGCAUUUCUUAAGUAUUGGAACACGGUCCUAGUCACCAUGGGGACAUGAAGCAGUUGAAUAAACCAAUCGUCUUCUCUCGCUCUCUCACUCUUUUUUUUAAUUAUAAAAAAAAUAAAAAAUAGUACUUGAAUGAAAUGUUAAGUGAAACAUUUUUAUUUUAAUCCUUUUUUUUAAGCUAAAAAGGAGAGAACUACUUCUUCCGUUGUCCAAACACCGACCACCUCGCUACUUAAUGCAGGAUCGCCUCUGAUGUAGUCCGUACAAAAUGGUACUCCUAUUCCCUGUAUAAUGUCCCGCUUUUCACCAGGGCCUGUAGGGCGAUCUGGUAUAAAGUAGUGCACUAUAUGGCUGGAUGGAUAUAUGGACGAACGGAUAGAUGGGGUGCCAUUUGGGACGGAGACGUCGACUACUUGAUUUGUUCAGUUUAGUAAUUUCUCUACUUCUCUGGGAAAUGUUUCUAGUCCAUCUGGGACAAAGGUCCUUCCCUACUUCCUGUCCAAUUCUAUCCCUACUUCCUAUCCUAUCCCUACUUCCUAUCCAAUUCUAGCCCUACUUCCUGUCCAUCCUAGCCCUACUUCCUGUCCAAUCCUAUCCCCACUUCCUGUCCAAUCCUAUCCCCACUUCCUGUCCAAUCCUCUCCCCACUUCCUGUCCAAUCCUCUCCCCACUUCCUGUCCAAUCCUCUCCCCACUUCCUGUCCAAUCCUCUCUCCUUACCUUCUGAGGCAAAUGUUCUUAACCCCAUCCCUCCCAUGGUAUUAAGCAUUGAAGAAAUAAAACUGAAAACAAUGUUG
This is a messenger RNA of Oncorhynchus mykiss (rainbow trout), 2968 nucleotides long. RefSeq names its product vesicle-associated membrane protein-associated protein A. NCBI's taxonomy places the organism in Eukaryota, Metazoa, Chordata, Actinopteri, Salmoniformes, Salmonidae. Gene Ontology annotation, biological process: neuron projection development. Gene Ontology annotation, molecular function: FFAT motif binding. The record is from RefSeq and is a predicted model, not a curated record. Gene Ontology annotation, cellular component: endoplasmic reticulum membrane; plasma membrane.